UUUUGAAAAAAAUGACUUUUUUAAAUUUUCAAAUUUCCCGCCGGUGCCUGUAUGUCCCGACGUCACAGGGCCCGAAACACAGAAGCCGGAUGCCGGCAUCAGCCGGAGAUGGCCGGGGACACUGCAGGGGGGACAUCGCAGCAGCGAAGGACAAGGUAAGCUCUGCAGUGAAUCCCUGAGCAACGCCGCAUGGUAAGCCCGAGUGUAGCUCGUGGUUACCGCUUUUGGUACAGAAACUUUACCCCGAGCUACACUCGGGAAUACCACCAGGGAGGAAAAGAAAAAAAAAAAAAAAAAAAAAAAAAAAAAGUCAAAAGCCAAAAACAGCCGCUGUAAAAACGUCCCGUGUGCGUGAGGACUUAUUGUCAAAGCUUAACUGAACAAGCUGAAGUGAAAAGCUGUUUGGCUGCCAU
Staurois parvus is the source of this 413-nucleotide messenger RNA. Lineage: Eukaryota; Metazoa; Chordata; Amphibia; Anura; Ranidae. The record is from the annotation of a GenBank genome assembly.